CCAAGCCCCGGAGCAGUAGGCGCUGCGGAUGCGUCUCCGGCGACUGCGAGGGCAAGGCAGCAGCAGCGGCUUCUGGACAGCGCGAUGAGUGGACGCAGGUAACUUCCGAGUCUGCAGACAACAGCAAAAGAUGAAGGAAGAUUGUCCGCCCAGUUCUCACGUGCCCAUCAGCGACAGCAAGUCCAUUCUGAAGUCGGAGCUCUUAAGCCUGCUGAAAACCUACAACUGCUACCAUGAGGGCAGAAGCUUUCAGCUGAGACACAGAGAGGAAGAAGGGGCUCUGAUCAUCGAGGGGCUCCUCAACAUCUCCUGGGGACUGAGGCGGCCCAUCCGGCUCCAGAUACAGGAUGACAGGGAGCGCAUGCACCUCUCCUCUGCCUCCUGGGCACCAGGAUGCCCAAAGGAGCCACCUCUUCAGGAUGGCAGAGUCACUGCCCAGGAACCAAGUGCUCAGGCCGGACCCAGGGAGGAGAGUUCCAGAGACAGCUCAGAGCCCAUGGAGGAGGACGAGGAGACCCCACAGCUUAUGAGGACCAAGAGCGAUGCAGCCUGUGUGAUCCAGAGGCGGCCCGGGUGCCGCGCCCCCGGUGAGGCCCAGAGGAUCCGGCGACAUCGGUUCUCUAUCAACGGGCACUUUUACAACCACAAGACCUCCGUGUUUACUCCCGCCUAUGGGUCCAUGACCAACGUGAGAGUCAACAGCACCAUGACCACCCUGCAGGUGCUCACCCUGCUGCUGAACAAGUUCCGAGUGGAAAAUGGUCCCAGUGAGUUUGCACUCUACAUCGUUCACGAGUCUGGGGAGAGGACAAAAUUAAAAGACUCUGAGUACCCGCUGAUUUCCAGAAUCCUGCACGGGCCCUGUGAGAAGAUCGCCAGGAUAUUCCUGAUGGAAGCUGACUUGGGCGAGGAAGUCCCCCACGAUGUCGCUCAGUACAUUAAGUUUGAAAUGCCGGUGCUGGACAGUUUUGUUGAAAAAUUAAAAGAAGAGGAGGAAAGAGAAAUAAUCAAACUGACCAUGAAGUUCCAAGCCCUGCGUCUGACGAUGCUACAGCGCCUGGAGCAGCUGGUGGAGGCCAAGUAGCCCACCAGCACCUGCCUCCUCCGAAGCCCCCAGCAGCCAGCGCACUCUGAGCACUGGCGGCCGGGCCCUGAUUGUCACACAGAUUGGUCACACUGGCUGAGGAAUCCGGCACCCGUGUUUCCACCUGUCCACCUGCCCAGGUAGCAUGAAUCCCACGUCCCUGGCUCUUGGCUCCAAGCUGAGCACUCACAGUGCCCAGACCUAAGCCUGAGGAGCCAGGAACUUGCUGGGUGGGGUCUGCGUGUGAGACUGGCCUGGGCCGUGAGCAGCCCUGAAGCUGUGACGUGGGCCACUUAUGUAGCUGGACAGCAUGGCCAGUCCUGUUCACGCCACACCUCUCCUGCUCAGGAGAGCAGAAUAUGACCUUGUUUCCAGGGCGUGGGCUCCGUCUGCUCUCCCAGUGUCCAGCCCAGAACCACAAGCCCUUAUCCUCGUCAAACACGUGAACCACUAGACCCCCGGCUGCCCUUGUCUCAUGCUGCCGCUCAGAAACUCCGCUGGGUAAAGCAAGGGCUGCCAGCGGGUAUGGGAUGUGCGAUGCUCCCAGCCAGCACUUCACCAUGGCGUCCCUGGCCCUCAAGCCUCUGAUGUCACUCCAUGAGCCUCACAUAGCCCCGUGCCCCGGCAGCAGAGGUCAGACUGGGAGUAAGACCACCAGCAGCCCACCUUCUCUCUGCAGCACUCACUCUGAGCUUCCUCAGCAAGACCUGAAGGGAUUCUUAUAAGGAGCUCGCUGCAAGAAACAUGUCAAUUUGAUCACAUUGAGGAGGUGACCCGCGUGGCAUUGAAAGGACGCUGCCAGGGUGCGUGCGAGUCCGGGAGCUGUCCAGGGACUGCUGGCAGUGGCUUGGGAAGGCCGCGCUCUGCCCCGUUGCUGCUCUCCUCGGACACCUGUGUGCCUCCUGCCCUCUCUGGGUGUACAUUCCUCCCCUCUCAAUACUUCCCAUCAAAGGGCCACCAAGGGAAAAAUGUCUGUUUGAGGAGAAAGGGCUUUGAAUUCCCUGGGGCCAGAUACAGAACAAUUUGGGUUUGUCAGCUGAUGGAAAACUUCUGGAAUGAACAAGAAGGCAUUUGCAAAAAUUAUGUAACAGUUUACAUUGGUCAUGUGAGGUGUUUGUCCAAAACAGAGCAAACUGGAGACCACAUUCUCCCACUGGGGCCCAUGGAUAGUGGAUUUAAAGGGAAAAACUAUAAAGUCUCCCAAAUAUAGAAAUUCAAUAUUAGGGAGAUUCCCUCGGUGCCUUGUGCAGCUCCCAUAAAGAACAGAGCCUGGGAGCAGCCGUGCCAAUAGAACCCACUGUUCAGGGUGAACUUCACAACAGGAUUGCCCCAGCCUGGCGCCAUCUGCACAGAGGCAGGCGCAGAGAUGCCCAGGGGAGGUCCGCUGUAGUUUCUGCUGUCUCUGCUUGCCUUUGGCAGCACAGUUUCCUGGGUACUCAAUAAAGGUGUGCUGUAUUGAACUGAA
This is a messenger RNA of Balaenoptera ricei (Rice's whale), 2549 nucleotides long. RefSeq names its product Ras association domain family member 4 (gene RASSF4). The record is from RefSeq and is a predicted model, not a curated record. Lineage: Eukaryota; Metazoa; Chordata; Mammalia; Artiodactyla; Balaenopteridae. The coding region runs from base 131 to 1084 and encodes 317 amino acids. Gene Ontology annotation, biological process: signal transduction. The transcript is spliced from 11 exons.